AUGCUUCGAGCCGCAACAAACCUCUACUCCCCUCUCACAACCACCCCUACCAGCACCAUGUCACGCACAUUCGCCCCCUCAGAUGUCGGCAUCGAAGUCAUCCCAGUCAUGACUGGCACUUUCCUUUCAGGCGCCAUGAUGUCCCUCUUCCUCCGAACAAUCCCCGUAAUCCUCGAAACCACCACAGCGCCCUCCCAACUCCUGCACCAAUGGCACCGCAUCUUCUACCGCGGCCACAUCCAAGGCCCCCUCAUCUCCAUCGCCACCGGUCUCCUCUACAGCUUCGCCGCCUACCAACGCGCCCAGCGCGGCGGCGCAUGGAAACCUCUCGCAGUUUCGGUAGCCAUUACGGUGGCGAUGAUUCCGUUUACGUGGGUGUUCAUGGCGAAUGUGAAUAAUAGUCUGUUCAGUGCUGUGGCGGUGACGGAGAAGGGUGGUGUGGGGGAUUGGAAGGAGGCGGAGGGGUUGGUGAGGAGGUGGGGUGCGUGGAAUGCGGUUAGGGCGUUGUUUCCGUUGAGUGGAGCGGUGCUGGGGUUGUUGAGUACGUGUAAGUUGGUGUCGUUUUGA
Fulvia fulva is the source of this 567-nucleotide messenger RNA. Its product is annotated as Monooxygenase hypC. The coding region runs from base 1 to 567 and encodes 188 amino acids. The record is from RefSeq and is a predicted model, not a curated record. NCBI's taxonomy places the organism in Eukaryota, Fungi, Ascomycota, Dothideomycetes, Mycosphaerellales, Mycosphaerellaceae. The transcript is spliced from 2 exons.